AUAAAUUCAAUAAUCAAUUUAUCAACAAUAAACCACCUGAAGCUAAAUUCAAUAAUCAAUUUUUCAACAAUAAACCACCUGAAGCUAAAUUCAAUAAUCAAUUGUUCAACAAUAAACCACCUGAAGCUAAAUUCAAUAAUCAAUUUAUCAACAACAAGCCACCAGAAACUAAAAUCAAUAAUCAAUUUUUCAACAAUAAGCCACCUGAAACUAAAAUCAACAAUCAAUUUAUCAACAAUAAAACUAUCUAUAAUCAACCUAAGUAUAAUACUACAAAGCAUAAAUAUUCCUCGUUCACAAUAAAUUACACAAUCAAUUCUCCAAUUAAUCGUGACACAAUAAAAAAUACAUUUCAAAUUCCUGAAAGAACAACGUUAGAGGAGCUACUUUCUUGCAUAAACAAACAAGUUACCAACUCUUCUUUUAAUAAUAUCUCUGAAGGUAUUCCGAGAAAGUUUUACUAUGAAAAUAAUUUUAAUCAAAAAAUUAUGAUAGUUGAUGAAGAAGAUUGGAGGAUUGCUAAAUGGGAAAGAAAGAAAUCUGGUAAUACGGAAUUUUCUAUAAAGUUUUGUUGA
This is a messenger RNA of Dentiscutata heterogama, 575 nucleotides long. NCBI's taxonomy places the organism in Eukaryota, Fungi, Glomeromycota, Glomeromycetes, Diversisporales, Gigasporaceae. The record is from the annotation of a GenBank genome assembly.